This is a messenger RNA of Drosophila willistoni, 2986 nucleotides long. RefSeq names its product protein doublesex (gene dsx). NCBI's taxonomy places the organism in Eukaryota, Metazoa, Arthropoda, Insecta, Diptera, Drosophilidae. The record is from RefSeq and is a predicted model, not a curated record. The transcript has 5 exons. Gene Ontology annotation, biological process: sex differentiation; regulation of transcription by RNA polymerase II. Gene Ontology annotation, cellular component: nucleus. Gene Ontology annotation, molecular function: DNA-binding transcription factor activity, RNA polymerase II-specific; RNA polymerase II cis-regulatory region sequence-specific DNA binding. Bases 1037 to 2830 code for a protein of 597 amino acids.
GCAUCCGCGUCUUGGGCAGGCCAAAGAUUUCAGAUCGGACAGCAGUAGCAACAGCAGCAGCAGCGGAAUAAGCAGCAGCAAUAGCAAAAGCAGGAGCAACGAAAGCUCGGCUCAUCAACCGUUACGCGACAUCGAAUCGAAAGUUUCACACAUUGCGUUUCGAAGUGUUUUGAAGAAUUUGUUUGAAUCGCACACACAUUAUAUACACACCCUCACCCACACCCAAACACACACUUUCACAUUAACCGGAUAUCAUUUGAAAAUAUUGAAUUUAAAAUUUUUGUGUUUUCUGUUGUGUUCAAACAAUUUGCUAUAUAUACGAAAAUAUAUAUAUUUGUUUUUGUUUUUUUUUUCUGUUGAUUUUUUUGUAUUACUUUCUUGUUGUUGGUAAUCCGAAAUCGCGCACGCGUUUUUGCCGUCGGCUCAUUGAUCGAUCGAUCGAUCAACCACAACCACAGAAAAAUCUCAUGUGACUGUUUUUUUUUCCUCUGCCUACGAUUUGCAAAUUAAAAAGUGAAAACUAAAGCUAAAAAGAAGAAUAAUACACAUUUAUAACUAAAUACUACUAUUAACAAAUUAAAUCUACAAUUUACUUAAAAACUAAAUAAUAUAACUAAACUAUUCAAUAUAAAGUUCCAGUUCAACUUUUAAAUAUAAUAAUUAUAUUCUACCAAUUAAAUAAUCCAAAUCUUAAUAAGCAAAUACAACAAAACAAAAUUAUAUAUUACUAUAAAAUCUAAAUGGAAAUCUCUAUUCAUUCAAACUAAAUGAAUAUUAAAACAUCUGAAAAGUUUUCAAAAUAUUUCAAUAAAUAUUGCAUAGAUUUUAACUCGAAUUCAGCACAUUAAAUAUUCGCUUGAAGCUAUACAAAAAAGAUAUAUAUAUAUACAUAUAUCCCAGCACGAUCUACAAUAUUAAUCAUGCCAAUGCUUUACGCCUGUUUCCAAGAGUAGAAAGUAUCCUUAAGAAAUCGAUACCGAUCCGAGGAAUUGAAAUUAUUUUCACUCGAUUGAUUAAUACAAGUUAAGUGCGAAAAAUGGUUUCGGACGAGAAUUGGAAUACUGACAGCAUGUCCGAUUCGGACAUAAUUGACUCGAAAAACGAUGUUUGCGGUGGCGCCUCCAGUUCCAGUGGCAGUUCCAUCUCACCGCGAACACCCCCGAAUUGUGCACGAUGUCGCAAUCACGGCUUGAAGAUCACACUGAAGGGUCACAAGAGAUAUUGCAAGUAUCGCUAUUGCACAUGUGAGAAGUGCCGAUUGACCGCCGAUCGUCAGCGGGUGAUGGCCUUGCAGACGGCACUGCGGCGAGCUCAAGCCCAGGAUGAGCAACGAGCCCUACACAUACAUGAAGUACCACCGCCUGGGCCCACUGUCCAGCCGCAUCCACUACUCAGCCAUCACAGUCAUCAUCACAGCCAUCAUCAUGUGGCUGCCGCUGCGGCGGCUCAUGUUCAUCAGGUGCAUGCUGCUGCUGCCCAUGCCCAUCACGCCCAUGCGCAUUCCCAUGGUCAUUCUGGACAUGUUGCGGUGUCGCAUCAUCAACAGCAGCAGCAGCAGCAGCAGCAGGCGCAACAGCAUCCACAACAUCAGACCCAGCUUGGACAGGUUGCUCAUGCUCAUCACGCCCAUAUGGCGGCAGCUGCCUCAGUGGUGCAGCAUCAGCCACACCACCAUCAACAGCAGCAGCAGCAGCCCCACCAGUCCACACUACGUUCGCCACCCCACAGUGAGCACGGAGCAGCCACUAGCAGUAGCAGCAGCAGCAGUGGUUCGGCAAAUGGACCAAGUUCCAGUUCACAGGCAGCAGCUGCCACUUCCAGCAGCAGCAGUGGAACGAAUGGAGCUGGCGGUGCAAGUGGCAACGGUGGCGGUGCCAGUGGAGGCGGAGCCGGAUCAGUUAGUGUCAUCACCAGUGCAGAUCAUCACAUGUCAACGGUGCCAACACCCGCCCAAUCGUUGGAGGGCUCCUGUGACUCAUCAUCGCCAUCACCAUCAUCCACUUCGGGUGGCGGAGGCGUGGGUGGUGUGGGUCCUGGUGUUGGUGUUGGCAGUGGUGCAGCUUUAUUGCCGAUCUCAGUCUCCGUAAAUCGAAAAAACGGCGCCAAUGUGCCCUUGGGCCAAGAUGUUUUCCUAGAUUAUUGCCAAAAGCUAUUAGAGAAAUUUCGCUAUCCCUGGGAGCUAAUGCCGCUUAUGUAUGUGAUAUUAAAAGAUGCUGGUGCCGAUAUUGAAGAGGCUUCGCGACGUAUUGAAGAGGCGCGUAUAGAAAUCAAUCGUAUUGUAGCCCAACUCUAUUACAACUACUACACACCAAUGGCUCUGGUUAAUGGGGCCUCCAUGUACCUAACCUAUCCGAGCAUCGAACAAGGACGUUAUGGUACCCACUUCACCCAUCUGCCAUUGACUCAAAUUCGUCCGCCCACACCGGAGCCAAUUGAAUUGAGCCGUUCGAGUCCGAAUAGUCCGAGUGAUGGUGGCACGACUGGAGCAACAUCAUCCAAACAACAGCAAGCGAGUCCCAGUAGCAGUAGCAGCAAUGGUGUUCAUUCAGCUGCCUCGCCCACAGCAAUGGUCAGCACAUUGACCACUGCGUUAACUUCAUCAUCAUCAGCGAGUCAUCAUAACAAUCAUCAUCAUCAUCCUCAUCAUCAUCAUCAGCAGCCGCAGUCGCAGCAUCAGCAACAACAACAUCCGCAUUCUCGGCAACGUUCACGAUCAACCACGCCCACAACCCCACCGCCACCGCCUCCGGCACAUAGCAGCAGUAAUGGCGGUGCAGGAGCUGGAGCUUCUGCCUAUCAUCAACAUUUGGUCAGCUCAACAGCCACGUAGUAUAGAAAUGUUGCUGCCGCUGUGGCAGCAGCUGCAGCGGCAGCUGUGCUCUUUGUCGAUAAUUAAAAUAGCACCAAAAAUAUGCAUACUAAUUAAUUAAUCAAUUAAUAGUUGGAGCUACACCAUGUUAAAGCCACUGGAUAAAUGUUAUAUAAU